This is a messenger RNA of Plasmodium vivax (malaria parasite P. vivax), 1650 nucleotides long. Its product is annotated as DnaJ domain containing protein. NCBI's taxonomy places the organism in Eukaryota, Apicomplexa, Aconoidasida, Haemosporida, Plasmodiidae. The record is from RefSeq and is a predicted model, not a curated record. The coding region runs from base 1 to 1650 and encodes 549 amino acids. The transcript has a single exon.
AUGAAGGUGGUAAACGUGAGGAAGAGGAAAAAAAUUACCAACAUGCACUCCGUAAUCCUGCUGGUGCUGUCCUUCUUCUUGUCCUUCGGGAGAGGAAUGGACUACUACAAAAGGCUGGGGAUUAAGAGGAACGCCAGCAAGGAGGACAUCUCCAAGGCUUAUAGGAAGCUGGCCAAGGAGUACCACCCAGAUGUGGCUCCAGAUAAGGAGAAGGAUUUCAUAGAAAUAGCUAAUGCGUAUGAGACGCUAUCCGAUCCGGAAAAGAGGAAAAUGUAUGACUUGUAUGGAGAGAACUACGCAGAUGGAGCAGCCGGGGGUGGGGAAGGAGGAGGGCCAGGAGGCCCAGGAGGGUUUGGAAGUGGCUUCCACUUUGACCAGGAUGUUAUAAAUGAAAUAUUUAGACAAUUCGCAGGAGGAAAAGGAGGGGGAGGAGGCAAUCGUGCAGGUAACUUCCAUUUCAAGUUUACCUCCUCAGGAGGGGGAGGAGGAGGGUUCCCCAAUUUUGGUCACCACUUUGAGGAUGAAUAUGAAGAUAUAUACAAAAAUGAAGUGUUAAAAAUAAAUUCGCAAAAUUAUGACAAGGUAGUAAAUGACAUCACAUACUGUUUGGUAAUAAAUUUUUACUCUCCAUCAUGUUCCCACUGUAAAUCUUUCAAAAAAAAGUUUUUAAGAUUUUCAAAAAAAUAUGAUGGGUACUUAUCCUUCUCUGUAGUUAACUGUCAAGAGGAAAAAAGCAUCUGCAGAAAGUACAAUGUGAAGUCCCUUCCCCACAUCAUCUUGUUAAAAAAAAAUAAAUCUUUUGAAACAUUUUAUGGAAACAGAACGGAAGAAAAUUUAAUAAGUUUUAUUGAGGAGAAUAUACCCUAUGUAUAUACAGAUAUAACUGGGCAGAAAAAAUUGGACGCUUUUUUGGUGAAGAAUGUAGAAACGCCGAAGGUGAUUUUCUUCAUCUCGUAUAAUGAUGACAUCGUCAUGUUGAAGGCACUCUCUAUGGAAUUUGAAAAGAGAGUAAACAUAGGGGUCAUUUACAGCUCCAAUUAUAAUAUGAUGCAACUUUUUAAUAAAAGAAAUGUGAGGACUCCUUCCAUUUUGCUUGUAGAAGAUAUUGAUAGUCUCUCUGGGGAUUUGACUUUUCUAAAAAAUUUUGACUUUAACAUAUUGUCCCUCAAAUUGAGUCAUAUCGUAGCCCAGAAUCGGCUGAAAAAUAACUUGUAUGGGCAUGUAACUUCCUACCAGGAGCUGACUAAGAAAAAGUUUGAGUCUGGUCAGUGCCAGGAGAAAGACUCACAGAUUUGCUUCCUCAUUUUGAAGCUACUGAAACAAAGUUACCACAAAUUCGAUGAGGAUAUUAAAAAUGUGGCGGGCAAGUUUUCCAAAGACCCUCUCAAGAUCAUGUAUGUGAAUGUGUUUGAGCAGCCGCACAUUUUGGACUCCUUCGGGCUGGCCAAUGAGUGCAGACACGCCAACUGCCUCUUCCUCGUCGCCUUCAGGCCCAAGCGGCAGAAGUUCCGGCUGCUCGACGGCGAGGUCAACGUCAACAGCGUGCACAAGUUCGUGGAGGACGUGGUCAGCGGCGGGCUCUCCAUCAACCAGGCCGUCAAGCGCGGCCUCCGCUUCGUCAGCGCGCCGCACUACUCGGACGAGCUGUGA